AUGUUGGGCAGCCCGUCGAACAACGGCGGCGUCCGAAUGCUGGCGCCGCCGGCCGCCGGCGACGAGCGGCGGGUGGAGUUCGUGGCGCUCACCGCCGUGCACACGGAACGCAGCGAGCCGUCCACCCCCGAGCGCGGCUUGCCGUCGCACCGCACCGGACUUCUGGGUACGCCGCUGCCCGGACCCCCGGGCCCCAGGGCCGGCGCGUCCCAGACAAGCAAGCGCUUCCGAAAGCUGCAGAACUACCUGUACAACAUCCUAGAGCGGCCCAGGGGGUGGGCGUUCAUAUACCACGUCUUCAUUUUUCUGCUGGUUUUCAGCUGCUUGGUGCUGUCUGUCUUCUCCACUAUCCCCGAACACCAAGGCGUUGCCAACCAGGGCCUCUUCAUACUCGAGUUUGUGAUGAUCGUGGUGUUCGGCCUGGAAUACUUCAUCCGAAUCUGGGCGGCGGGCUGCUGUUGCCGAUAUCGCGGCUGGCAGGGACGGCUGCGAUUCGCCCGCAAGCCCUUCUGCGUCAUCGAUUUCAUCGUGUUUGUGGCGUCGCUGGCCGUGAUCGCCGCGGGCACGCAGGGCAACAUCUUCGCAACGUCGGCGCUGCGUAGCAUGCGCUUUCUACAGAUCCUGCGCAUGGUACGCAUGGACCGGCGAGGAGGCACUUGGAAACUGCUGGGAUCGGUGGUCUAUGCUCACAGCAAGGAGCUGAUCACGGCGUGGUACAUCGGCUUCCUGGUGCUCAUUUUUGCCUCGUUCCUGGUCUACCUGGCCGAAAAGGACAACACGGACUUCAGCAACUAUGCAGACUCCCUCUGGUGGGGCAUUAUCACGUUGACCACGAUCGGUUACGGCGACAAAAUCCCUCGGACGUGGCAGGGUCGUCUCUUGGCGGCCGGCUUUGCUCUCCUCGGCGUUUCCUUCUUUGCCCUGCCUGCUGGAAUUCUUGGGUCAGGCUUUGCCUUAAAGGUUCAGGAGCAGCACAGACAGAAGCACUUUGAGAAGAGACGCAUGCCUGCCGCCAACCUAAUUCAGGCGGCGUGGCGUUUGUACUCCACUGACGCCAAACACUCGUACCUGACGGCCACCUGGUAUUUCUACGACAGCAUGCUGCCGUCUUUCAGAGAACUGACGCUACUGUUCAGUCACCUCCAGCGGCAGCGGAACGCCACCAAGAAGGCGGCGCCGCCGCCGCCGCCUUACAGCGCCAACUUCCACCACGCGCCGCUGUCAGGGCUGCGGCCCUACAGCGCCCCCUAUAUGUCGGGGGACAGGAGGCCGGAAGCGCCGCGCAGUCAAGUGCUCGCUAAAAAGCGAGGUCUCUUCCGGAUUCAUGCCGGACGCAAGCAGAGCAGUAAACUCGGUUUCCGGGACAGGAUCCGGAUGAACAACUCGCGCUCGGCCCAGGUGAUCCGGAACAAGGCCUCGCCCCAGGUGCCCGGUCAGGGCGUGAGGCGCUCGCCCAGCCAGGAGAACGUCCCCGAGGCGGCCAGCCCCGGCAAGGUGCAGAAGAGCUGGAGCUUCAAUGACCGCACUCGCUUCCGCACGUCACUCCGGCUCAAAACCAGGCCUCCUGUUGAAGUUGAGGGCCUGGGUGAAGAAAGCGUGGAGGAGAAAGGCUACUGCGACGUGGCCAUGGACGAGGUCAUCCCUGCUGUCAAGACGCUGAUCCGAGCUGUUAGGAUUUUGAAGUUCCUGGUGGCCAAGAGGAAGUUCAAGGAGACGCUGCGUCCGUACGACGUGAAGGACGUCAUCGAGCAAUACUCGGCCGGACACCUCGACAUGCUGGGCCGCAUCAAGAGCCUGCAGAUGCGGGUGGACCAGAUCAUCGGGCGAGGUGCCGUCCAGACCGAUAAGAAGGCGCGACCCGAAAAGGGUGAGAAGACCCCGCCGGAACUGGACUCUCUGGACGAGCUGAGCAUGAUGGGGCGCGUGGUCAAAGUGGAGAAACAGAUUCAGUCCAUCGAGAACAAGCUGGACCUGCUGCUCAACUUUUACUCGCAGUGCCUGAAGAAGGGCUCGUCGUCGCAGCUGGCGCUUUCGUCACUGCUUCUGGAUGCCGAACUAACAUCGGACUACCACAGCCCCACGGACCAAAGAGACCUCUUCCCCUCCGCCAACACGCUCUCACAAUCUGACAGCGCCACCUUGGAGUCAUAG
Molecule: messenger RNA, 2151 nt
Organism: Nerophis lumbriciformis (worm pipefish)
Lineage: Eukaryota; Metazoa; Chordata; Actinopteri; Syngnathiformes; Syngnathidae
Source: RefSeq, a predicted model, not a curated record